AUGGCUCUCAUUGUGGAUAUUGUGCGAUCGGUCCUGUGCACGUCGUGGCUUAACCUUUUGCUUGUCUUUGUUCCUGUCGGAUAUGUUUCUUAUUUCAUCGGCCUCAACUCUACGAUAAUCUUCGUCUUCAACGCUCUCGCUAUUGUACCUUUAUCGUCUUUACUUACCGACGUCACGGAGAAGAUUGCCAGCGAUGCUGGAGAUACCAUUGGCGCCAUCCUCAACAUCAGUCUCGGCAACCUUGUCGAGCUGAUAUUAUUUGUCGCCCUCAAGAAUGACCAAAUCCGAGUCGUCCAAGCGUCCAUUCUUGGAUCCAUUCUUGUGAACCUGCUCUUGAUUUUGGGCUCGGCUCUUCUGACGACCAAGCUCCCCGACCAAGAGUUCCUCCACGAUGCCGCCGGCACGCAGCUACUCGGAUCGCUGCUGUUUGUGUCGGUGUUUACUUUCUUGAUGCCUACUGCCUUUGACCACACAUUCAGAGGACAAGAAGGCGCCGAGAGCAUGAGCCUGAAGAUGAGCAGGAUAUCUGCUGUCAUGAUUCUGCUCAUUUACAUCCUGUACUUUUUCCACGAAAUCAAAUCUCGCACGCCUCCUCACGACAUCGAAGCCGUAUCCCACGACGAAGACGCCGAUGACGUUACGUUGAUACACGACGCUGAUCAGGUUCCUCUUCGACCUAUGCCUCUUUCUUCCGAAACUCUACACGCUUCGCAAGCCAGCCACAGAGUCGUCAGAUUCGUCGACGUAAGCCCCAUAUCAGAACACGCACCUCUCAAAGAUGGCGAGCGGGAUAGCUUGGACGGCCUAGACCAUGAGAAUGAGCUGGAAAAUGAAGACUACCUCGAGAACGGAGAACCAAAGGAAGAAGCAGGAGAAGGCUUGUACAACUCUAGACGAGCCAGGACGCGAGGCCGCUCAUUAUCGCUGGGCUCAAGCAGAGGAGCACUGAGCGAGACGUCGGAGGGAGGAGACCGAACUGAAUUGAUGGCGCCAUAUCUCACGACGAGGCAGAUACUCCGCGACAGCCACGUCAAUCUCGACCGCAUAGUCGCCAAACCGAAGCUGAACUCGUUUGGACCCAGGAUCGAUCGCAUCAUCUCCUACGUGAUGCUCAUCAUCACAUCAGCGUUCAUGUCCGUAUCCGCCGAGUUCCUCGCCAGCGCCAUCGACGACGUGAUUCGACAGGGCCAUCUCUCUGAGUCGCUCAUUGGUCUGAUCAUCAUGCCAAUCAUCGGAAACGUCGCCGAGUACGCCACCGUGGUUAUCGUCGCCGCAAGGGACAACAUGGGUCUUGCACUGGCAGUUUCUGUGGGCUCGUCUAUCCAGAUUGCAUUAUGUGUUACUCCCUUGACGAUUAUUGCGGGCUGGAUCAUGGAUCGUCCGUUGAUGCUGACUUUCAACCUGUUCGAGAUCGCCACGCUGUUUGGAUCGGUCUUGCUGGUGAAUUUCCUGAUUUUGGGCGAAGGUGUUAGCGGUCCGCUGCGGUCCAGCGGCCUAAAAGGUGGUUUGAUGUGCAUUUUGACUUCUAACCUCCUAAAGAGAGAGCUCAACACUCUUUUCUACAUCGCUGUAUUACGGGUAGCGCAAGCAUUUGGCGACGACUCGUCUUUUUAUUCUCCCUUGCCCACGGCCAUGCCGCGUGAGCGGGAUGAUUCAGACGAUGAAGACAUUCCGCUGCACCAUAAACGGCCCUUUGGCGCUGGGCUGAAGCGCACCAAGAUCGAGUUUGUCAAAGCGACAGAUCCAGAUGCCAGCAACACGGUCAAAGCCGUUGGCGGACAGUCCGCAUCCAUCGGCGAUAUCUACGCCAGCAUAGUUCUGGGCAGCAGCUCUACGGACACUGCGUCAAAAUCCGAACCCGCCAGCGAUGAAAAGGAAGACACGACAUCAUCGCCAGAAAAGCUGCCAGAGCCUCUGAUCUGUCCACUCUGCUCUCUUCCCAUUACCACGACGCUGCAGAAGCACGAAGCCUCGCUUGCGCAUCAAGUGAGCCUGGAGCAUUCCCACCCGCCAUCUGCGCUGGAUCGAUCGCGCAUGGGUUUGCGAGCCCUGGAGUCUCAGGGCUGGGAUCCCGAUUCCCGCCUGGGUCUCGGCCGUGAGGGCGAGGGAACCCGGUUCCCCAUCAAGAUUCUCCCGAAAAAGGAUACGCUGGGCGUUGGGGCGAAGCAGCCGGCAAGUCAAAAGGUGGAAGAGAAGCCACGGCCACUGACGGCCAAGGAGAUGCGCGCUCUGGCGGAGAAGGAGAAGAGGAAGGGAGAGCGGCUACAGGCUGAGAUAUAUAGUCGGGUAGAUGUGGAAAAGUAUCUCAGGGGAAAUGGAGUUUGCACCCUCUCAGGCCAUCGCCGCCGACCUCCUCCACCAUCACCGCCUGACGGGACAGCUCCGUCCACCGCGGCCAAGAUGGGGUUGUCCGUCAUUGAAGAGCAGCAUAAUGUCAUCCUACAGGAAAUCAAGAACAUCACCCAGAACGACUGGAAGUGCUUGAUCGUGGACGAAAACUCUAAAAAGAUUGUCGACAAUGCUGUUAAAGCAGACGAUAUUCUCAAUAGCAAUAUUGCGACUAUCGAGAAAAUCGAAGACCGUCGAGAGCCCAAUCCCGAAAUGGAUGCCAUCUAUCUCCUCAGCCCCGAACCGCACAUUGUCGACUGCCUCCUGGCCGACUUCGAGCGCCGGCGCUACCGAAGGGGAUACCUGGUCUGGACGAAUCUACUGGAGCCAGGGCUGCGAAGACGCCUCGACGAUUUCCCUAACAUCCGCCAGCUGCGCGUGAGCUCUCGAACGCUCUUCAUCGACUUUUACCCGCGAGAAACCCACCUUGUGACGUUCCGCGACCCGUGGAGUUUCCCGAUGCUAUAUCACCCGUCAUGCAAUGCUCUAGUGCCCAAACACAUGCAGCUUCUUGCGCAAAGGAUUGCAGGUAUUUGCAUUACGCUGGGGGAGUAUCCAAAGGUAAGAUACUACCGACCGAAAAAUGCUAUCCACGAGGCUUCCGUACUUUGCACACACUUGGCGAGAUUCGUACAAGAAGAAUUGGACGGCUAUGCUCAAUGGGACUCCAACUUUCCGCCUCCGUCAACCAGACCUCAGUCGACGCUGCUCAUUACGGACCGAUCGAUGGACCUCAUGGCACCUCUAGUACACGAGUUCACUUACCAAGCCAUGGCACACGAUCUGCUCCCUAUCAAGGACGGCGACAAGGUAACUUUUCACACGACCAUCAACGAAGGAACCCCAGAAGCCGAGGAGAAGGACAUGGAGUUGGCCGAGAAGGACAAGAUCUGGGUCGAAAACCGCCAUCGCCAUAUGAAAGACACUAUCGACAAGCUCAUGGGCGAUUUCCAAAAGUUUUUGGAUCAAAACCCUCACUUUACAAAAGAAAGUGGGGACCCGACAAGUCUGAGUGCCAUCCGAGAUAUGAUGGCAGGAUUGCCUCAGUUCCAGGAGAUGAAGCAGGCUUAUUCUCUGCAUCUCACCAUGGCGCAAGAGUGUAUGAACAUAUUCCAACACCACAAACUUUCAGACACUGCUAUUGUUGAGCAGACCUUGGCCACUGGACUGGACGAGGACUAUAAGAAGCCGAAGAACACCCUCGAUUCCGUGGUGCGGCUGUUGGACGAUGAUGCGGUAUCGACUGGAGACCGGCUGCGACUCAUUGCCAUGUACGCGCUAUACCGCGGUGGUAUGAUUUUGGACGACGUCAAAAAGCUGCUGGCACACUCAGGUCUACCACCUCAAGAUGUGGAAACCGUCGUCAACUUUGAGCACAUUGGCGGAAGAACAAUGAAGCAAGGGCUCAAAGACCCGCAGCAACUAACCGUCCCCCUAUUUCCUGUUGACCUGAAGAAUGCGCAGAACGAAGAGGAGUAUACGCUAUCGCGCUAUGAACCUGUUCUAAAACAAGUCUUGGACGGAUUGACCAAAGGAUCUCUGGAUCAGACUAGCUUUCCUUAUGUCAAGCCACCACUUGAUCCCAACGAAGACCUUCUUGCAGCUCAAGCGGGAUCACUUCGAGCUGCUGGACGACCAAACUGGGCAGCAGCGGGACGUCGACCCCCUGAAAAUCGCCAGAGGCUGAUUGUCUUCAUGGCCGGUGGUGCAACGUACAGCGAAAGUAGAGUAUGCUAUGAAGUUGGCAACGAGCGCAGUCGAGAUGUCAUCUUGGCGACUUCUCACAUGCUUACGCCCCAGCUCUUCCUUCGCCAAGUUGGAGACUUGAGUCGUGAUAAAAGGCAGCUGGAUCUUCCUGCGGAACGCAAGAAGCACGCGCCCGCACAUCUUUUCGAGCGCCCGGCACCACCACCUCAGGCCCAGCCGCCGCCAAGGCAGCCAAUGCCUGCCGGAGGACCUCGACCGGGCGGUCUUCCAAGCCAACCGAUGGCUCGUCCGGGUGGUCUUCCCAGCAGACCAGUUCCCAGCGGCACUGUUCCCACGCAGGCCAUGGCGAAUAUGAGCGUCAGCAACCCGCCUAACCACAGGCCUACGACGUCAAAUAGCUCACAUGACGAUGGUAAACUACACAAGGAGAAGAAGAGGAGGAAUUUCCUGGGCCUGAAGAAGUAG
This is a messenger RNA of Trichoderma gamsii, 4560 nucleotides long. RefSeq lists its product as hypothetical. The transcript has 10 exons. Gene Ontology annotation, biological process: transmembrane transport; vesicle-mediated transport; intracellular protein transport. The coding region runs from base 1 to 4560 and encodes 1519 amino acids. Gene Ontology annotation, molecular function: nucleic acid binding; syntaxin binding. Gene Ontology annotation, cellular component: plasma membrane; secretory granule. NCBI's taxonomy places the organism in Eukaryota, Fungi, Ascomycota, Sordariomycetes, Hypocreales, Hypocreaceae. The record is from RefSeq and is a predicted model, not a curated record.